Toxotes jaculatrix (banded archerfish) is the source of this 3046-nucleotide messenger RNA. It is a transcript of the gene smpd4, whose product is annotated as sphingomyelin phosphodiesterase 4. The transcript has 20 exons. Bases 146 to 2617 code for a protein of 823 amino acids. Gene Ontology annotation, molecular function: sphingomyelin phosphodiesterase D activity. NCBI's taxonomy places the organism in Eukaryota, Metazoa, Chordata, Actinopteri, Toxotidae. Gene Ontology annotation, biological process: ceramide biosynthetic process; glycerophospholipid catabolic process; sphingomyelin catabolic process. The record is from RefSeq and is a predicted model, not a curated record.
GAAGAAGCGGUUAACGACUGCAGGACGCGGUUGAGCGACGCAGAUGGAAACGCGGUUCAUGGGAAAGUAGCCUAAAUUUUGAACAAGUGUCUGCGGCGAAGGCAACGAGGUCGGAGGUCCGGGGACUAUCACUUGUAGCUCCUACAUGGCUGCUCCAACAUUGCAACAGCCCAGUUUCCUGCUGGCCAACCUGAAAGCCGACGCGACCACCAAACCUCUGCUUCAGCGAUGCCAAGACCUGGUGAAGAUCAUCGAUGAGUAUCCUGCAAAGGAGCUGCACCUGAUUUUCCCCUGGCUGGUGGAGACUGUGUUUGGCAGCCUGGACGGCAUCAUCGCAGGCUGGAACCUGCGGCUCCUGCAUUCAAGGAGCAAUGAGUACAACAUUGUCAUGGACUUCCUAAACCCCAGUGGGCCAAUGAUGAAACUCGUGUACAAACUUCAAGCAGAAGAGUACAAAUAUGAAAUACCUGUCAAUUAUCUCCCGGGUCCUGUGAAGGCCUGCAUCCAGGAAGGAGUCCUCCCAGAUUGUCCGCUGUUCCACAACAAGUUGCAGUUCCCCCUGUCUGGGCUGCUGACUCUGAACCUCGCUCUCAAUCCAUUUGAAUUCUUCAUGUUUAAUUUCGCCUACUGUCUCAUCACGCCGAAGAACUACCCCCAAGGCCAACACAGCUCCACAGACAGCGCCUACUUCGUGCUGGUGGACACUUACCUGAAAUAUUUCCUCCCCAGUGAAGGGAGUGUGCCUCCUUCUCCUUUCUCUGACUCCAGAGGCUCUGUCACUGCACCUUCACCGAGAUCUUCCAGUGUUUCCUUUGCUGGUUAUGGCGUUCACAGCCCCAGUCUCCUGAAGCAUCACAUAUUCCAUCAGCCCUCAGUUAACGCAGAUCCCGCAGCCCAGGAAAUCUGGAGGUCUGAAACUCUGUUACAGAUGUUUGUGGAGAUCUGGCUUCAUCACUACUCCUUGGAGAUGUACCAGAAGCUGCAGUCUCCUCAGGUGAAGCUGGCGCUGCUGCAGUACCGCCUCAGUAUGUCCAGCAUGCCGUGCCAACCCCACGCCCCACCAGGCUCUGGGACCCUCCACACCUACCAAGAGCCCUUCACUCCGACAGAGGAGCACGUGCUGGUGGUGCGUCUCCUGGUGAAACAUCUGUACGCCUUCUCCAGCAGCCUGAAGCCCGAGCAGCUGUCCUCCUCACCCUCCGCCCACUCACACACUCACACCAGCCCGCUGGAGGAGUUCAAGAGAGUGGUGGUGCAGCGCUUUGUUCAGCAGAAACUCUACCUGUUUCUUCAGCAUUGCUUCAGUCACUGGCCUCUGGACGCCUCCUUCAGAGCGGUGUUAGAGACGUGGCUGAGCUACAUCCAGCCGUGGAGAUACACGGGGGAGAAGACCAAUCCUCAGCCAGACCAGAACCGAACUGUACCUGAAAAAUGGGAGUCGUUUGUUCAGGAGAACCUGCUCAUGUACACAAAGCUCUUCCAGGUGUUUUUGAACAGAGCAGUAAGAACAGAUCUGGUCAAUGCCAAGAAUGCACUGAUGGUCUUCAGGGUGGCCAAAGUCUUUGCUCAGCCAAACCUGGCAGACAUGAUCCAGAAAGGUGAGCAGUUGUUUCUGGAGCCCGAGCACGUCCUCCACCACCGCCAGCCCCGCGGCUACCUGACGCCGAGCCAGGGAGGCAGCUACCUGUCGUCGCGGCAAAAGGUGGUGACAGACAUGGUGUUCAGGGUGAAGAGUCACGUCUACGCCUUGGAAGGCCAGGACUGUCAGUACAAACAGAUGUUUGGCACGGAGCUCAGGGGAGCGAUCAUGAAGUUAAUCCAGAUGAUUGCACAAGCCAGACAGACAGCCAAAAGGAUUUCAGAUCACUCCAUGGAGGUGGCAGCCAAUACCUCUUUCCUGUCCUGGUUUGGGCUGGGCUCCUCUGAUCUCAACAGCACCUUCUCUGGGGCCGAGGCAGAGGAGAGCGGGGAAUGUCUGAAGAAGACCCACGAAUUUCUGGACAGAGCUUUGGAGAACUUGUGUCAAAUCUUCAAGCUGAACCAGGGGCAGCUGACGCAGCUCAUAUCAAACCUGGGUUCUUCCCAGGAUGAUGGCAACUGCAGGCAGCUGCCAGACUGCAUCCAAGGGGAGAAUGGACUCGUCCUAACGGACCUGGGCAGGAGGCAGAUCAUAAAUGGACUGCGCAGGUUUGACAUUCAGUAUCAGGGAGACCCGGAGCUGCAGCCCAUUCGGAGCUAUGAGAGUGCCCUGCUGGUCAGGCUGCUCUACAGGAUCUCUGUUCUGGUUAACGAGAGGUUCGGAGGCCACAUGAAUGCACUCUGCUCGCGAACAGACUUCCUGGGUCGCCUCGGCCGUCACUACCUGACGGAUCCCGAUUCCACCACAAAACUGAAGCACAGCCCGUCGUCCCGGCGGACGUUAGACAGGAACCGGCAGCCGAGGCUGAGCCUGCGCCCGCUGGCCAGCUACAGGACGAUAGUGCUGCUGCUGAUCUGCUACGCGUUUGGAGCCCUCCUGUCCUUUGGUCCUUUAUCCAGCACUGUGAUCAUCCUCACAGGAGGGUUCCUGUAUGGACUCUUCAUGACGUUGUUUGGCGACAAACUGAAAACACACUAGCCGUUCCGAAGCGUUCUACACAUCUGAGAAGUACUGAUGGUGAAUUUGAUCGGUUCCAGCUUUGAAUGUUUGGCAUAAAUGUGUGAAAUCUAAUAAAUUGUCUGGAGUGGUCUCACGCAUUGUAUGAUGAAUAUUGUAGUACGCUGUUGAUCAAGGGCUGCAACUAUUGAUUGCUUUCAUAAUCAAUUAAUCUGCCAGCUGUUUGGAGCGUAUAGCAUCAGAAAGCUGAUUAAAAAUACCUAUUAAAAUUUUCCAAAAUUCAUGUCAUCAACUGUCUUCUAACCAACAGUCUAAAAUCCCAAAAUAUUCAGUUUACUGUUGUGUAAAAAUACACCAUAUCACAUGUUUCUGAACAAAAUAUUAAAAAAAAAAAGUGGGACAUGACGGAGGUUUUUAAGGUUUCCUGAGAAGACAGCAUUUUGAAACAGA